AUGAACACAUACUACUACGAAAUUUUAGGUGUCGAAGUUGAUGCGACAAUCGAUGAUAUUAAAAAAGCAUACAGAAAACAAGCAUUAAUAUGGCAUCCUGACAAAAAUGCGAAUAAUCGUGAAGAGGCAGAAGCACAAUUCAAAUUAAUUGCAGAAGCUUAUGAAGUAUUAAGUGAUUGUAAUAGUACAACUUCAUAUUCAACAAGCUCAUAUUCUGGAGGAAGUGGUGGUCGUGGAACUAGCAAUUUCGUAAGUACACAGUCCUCAACACAAGUAAUCAAUGGGGUUAGAACAACAGUUACCAAAACAGUAGAUGCAGAGGGGAAUGUUACAGUAGUUAAAGAAUCCUCUGACGGCACAAGACAUGUCACUGUAAAUGGCAAGAGCGAGAAUGAUUUGCCAAGACACAUAGCUGAUCAUUAA
Entrophospora candida is the source of this 423-nucleotide messenger RNA. The record is from the annotation of a GenBank genome assembly. Lineage: Eukaryota; Fungi; Glomeromycota; Glomeromycetes; Entrophosporales; Entrophosporaceae.